Cotesia congregata is the source of this 459-nucleotide messenger RNA. Lineage: Eukaryota; Metazoa; Arthropoda; Insecta; Hymenoptera; Braconidae. The record is from the annotation of a GenBank genome assembly.
AUGUUUAAAUUAUUUUUAAUAUCGGUAAUUCUAAUAUCAAGCCUGUCUUUGUCUUUUUCAACAAAUAAUUCUAGUGGUGAAGAAAUAAGAGAUUUAUUUGAACUAAAAUUGAGUAGAAAAGACCCAGAUGUGGUUAAAUUCGUAGAAGACGGCUGGGAAAAAUUAGUCGCAGAAGAAAGAACCAGAGGAGCGAAAAUCAGAGGUGAUUUUUAUGUCAGGUGCGCAAGAGUCCAAAUUGCAGAGACUAAAACAAGAUACACAAUUCUUGUUAUAUAUGACACCGAUUUGCCCAGAAGUACGUUAAAUUGUCUAAUAUUUGUUAUGCCGAGUCAAACAAAGCCUUUGAGUAUAAGUUGUUAUAUAGGAAGUUUCACAGACAUUUGCGAUCCGGCAGAAAUCGAGCAAUUUAAUAUGUACAACCUCUUCUACAACAACGAGCUGUUCUGUCCUGGAGGAUAA